This is a messenger RNA of Penaeus monodon (black tiger shrimp), 1828 nucleotides long. Its product is annotated as tRNA modification GTPase GTPBP3, mitochondrial-like. Lineage: Eukaryota; Metazoa; Arthropoda; Malacostraca; Decapoda; Penaeidae. Gene Ontology annotation, biological process: tRNA wobble uridine modification; tRNA methylation. The record is from RefSeq and is a predicted model, not a curated record. The transcript is spliced from 6 exons. Gene Ontology annotation, molecular function: GTP binding; protein binding; GTPase activity. Gene Ontology annotation, cellular component: cytoplasm; mitochondrion. Bases 120 to 1787 code for a protein of 555 amino acids.
ACGCGAACGCUCGGGCACCACAGGAACGGGGGGAUAGUUCUAGUUAUGCAAGGAAAUUGGUUGAGAUGAUUUUCCUGUCUGAAACCCUAUAAAAGAAGUAAAGAGGAAAAGAAGUAGAGAUGAUGUUCCAUCAGUUAAGCCGACUUUGCUGUCAUCAGCAGUGUCAGCAUAUAGUUCGCUCUCUCCGUUAUGCCUCGACUGUUUAUGCGCUCUCUUCAGGACAAGGAAAAUGUGGUGUGGCAGUUGUCCGAGUAACAGGUGACAGAGCCAGAGAUGUAUUCACUUGCAUGACAUUGCCAAGGACUCUUCCAGAACCGAGAAAAGCUACUUUGCGACGCAUCAUUCAUCCAAAUACUGGUGAAGGAUUAGACCAUGGUUUGGUUCUGUGGUUUCCAGGACCAAGGAGUUUUACAGGAGAAGAUAGCUGUGAGCUGCACAUUCAUGGAGGAUCAGCUGUAGUUAAAGCUGUCUUCUCCAGUCUCAGUGCCUUGCAGGGCUUUCAUCCAGCAAAACCAGGUGACUUCACAAAAAGAGCAUUUUAUAAUGGCAAGCUAGACCUUACUGCUGUAGAGGGGUUAGGAGAUCUCAUACAUGCUGAAACUGAGGCACAAAGGAAACAGGCUUUCAGACAGAUGGAAGGCGCUUUAGCAAAGUUGUACAUGGGUUGGAGGGAUGGUCUCCUUUUUUGUCGGGCAAAUCUGGAAGCCUACAUAGAUUUCAGUGAAGACGAAAACAUUGAGGAUGGAGUUGUAGCAGAGGUGGAGGAAAAGAUAUUCAAACUCAUUGGAGAAAUGAGAAAACAUCUGGCAGAUGAAAGACGAGGAGAACGACUUAGAAGUGGCCUUCACCUUGCUAUCCUUGGUCGGCCAAACACUGGAAAGAGCAGCUUCCUUAAUGCUCUUGUACAAAGACCUGCAGCCAUAGUCUCUUCCAUUCCUGGAACUACCCGAGACAUUAUAGAAACUUCUCUGGACCUUGGUGGUUACCCUGUAGUUAUCAGUGACACUGCAGGACUCCAUAAGACUGAUGACAUCAUUGAGAGUGAAGGUAUUGAAAGAGCAUUAGAAAGAGCUAAACAGGUUGAUGUUGCUGUGAUUUUACUGGAAGCUACAGAAAUUCUAAAUUUAGUGAAAGAAGGAAUAUUUGAGUGGGAAUCAUUUUUAAAACAUUACUUCUUAGAUAUUGGAAUAUUCAGUGAGAAUAAAUGCCACAUACCUAACCAUGAGUUAGAGUGGGUUGAAAAGAAAAAUUAUGUUAUUUUGAUAAACAAAAUUGAUCUAGUAACAGAUCAGAAGGACAAGCAAGAAAUUGAACAUGUUUUGAGUGAUGUAUGUUGCAUAUUAUCUCUUAAGACUUAUGAAGGAUUUGAGUCAUCACUUCUCAAAUUGAAGGAAAUAUGUGCUUCUCAGUGUGAGGUGGGAACUGAAGAGAAUCCAGUACUUACAUCAGCAAGACACAGAACUCACAUUAUAUCGAGUUUCAAUGCCCUUCUGACUGUUGUUGGAUCUGAUAGUCAAAGACGAGGCAGUGACAGUUAUAAUGAGUCAGAUAUAUAUAAACCAGAUGAGGAGAGGCAUAUGAGAUCAAACAUAAACCCAAAAGGAAGUUCCUCUCCCGUUUCUUUUGAAGAUUUAGAUUCUAAAAAUCUUCUUCACUCAGAAGAGACACUGUUGCUAGCAGCUCACCAUCUUCAAAGGGCUACCAACAGCCUUGGUCAGGUUACUGGUCAAGUAACCACAGAGGAUGUUCUUGAUCAGAUAUUUAGUUCAUUCUGUAUAGGAAAAUAAUUUUGUAUAGUGUUAUUUAUUUCUAUAAAACAUAAUAUGUA